Molecule: messenger RNA, 2792 nt
Organism: Mya arenaria
Lineage: Eukaryota; Metazoa; Mollusca; Bivalvia; Myida; Myidae
Product: protein cereblon-like
Exons: 6
Coding region: 11-514 (167 amino acids)
Source: RefSeq, a predicted model, not a curated record
GGCAGCCCCCAUGAAAAGGAAUUUGUUGUCAUUUUUUAAAUUUAUUGUAUUCUUCGUGUCAUCGUUAAUAAUAAACAAUGUCAUUGGUGAAAAUUCGCAUCAUUUGCACGAAUACUUCCUCUGCCGGAAAUGUGGGCGGGAGAUUGUGGAGUUAUCCAACCUGAAGAAUGUCCCAAGCUCAGUGGCGCUCAGACAGAGAAACGAGACCCUAGGGCAUAAAGAAGAGGUCCUGGUACAGCUCUUCAAAAACCCACAAAAUGUGUUCUAUGAAGUCAUAACUGCUACUCAAGCAAAUGUGUUCAGAGCAAGUCAGGAGACGGGAGGGGACACAUGGUGGCCUGGUUUUAACUGGAUCAUUCUGGGAUGUCCACAGUGCAGGCAACAUAUCGGAUGGGAAUACAUUCCACAGUCUAAGAAUACAGAUGAGGAAUCAUUUCUAGGGCUAGUUCUGGGCAACUUGCUCUACGAGAAUGCUGAUGAACUGAUAGUUUUACCAAAGUCGUACAAAAGCUGACAUCGGCAAUUGCGUUGUUCAUGGGAAACCAGCUGUAGGGAUGUUGAUGACACAGUGGGGAUGGCUUGUUUUCCAUUAUGAUGUCGAAAUUUGAACAAUACCAUCAGUUAUAGUUAAAGAAGGCUUGUCCUGGAAUGGUUUUAUCUAAAAUCCAAGAACUUAUAUAUCAGUGAUUCACUUUUAAAGAUUUGAAGCUAUUUACAGUCCAUUUGUAAAACUUUCUGUAAAGUUGAAAUAAGUUUCACUGAGUGAAUACAGAGAACAAAAUGUUCAGGAAUGGAGCAUUCAAUAACACACAAGCUUCAGUACAGUAAGCUUGUAACAGGAUACGGACAUGCCUUCCAAAAACCCACCCCCACGCUUCUGCUCAGACUUUUAAAUAGGUUUAUAGCUUUUAUUUGGUUGAUUUGAUUGAUGACUCACAUAAAACAAAAGAGAAAACAAUAUGUGUGACAUUGUUGAGACUGAAAUCCAAGAUGGCUUAAACUUAGUCUAGAAUCAAGUGAAUGUGUUAAAUGUUCUUACUGGUAUCUAAAGUAAUAAUCAGUGAGUAUUGUGACUUUAGGUCCAACGUUUAGCCUCCAGUGUGCAUGGAGGUUGUUUAUUUAGCCAACCAUACCAACAUAGUAAAAAUAAUUUUGUUUUGACUGAUUUAUAUUAUAGAGCUGUCAAUGUAAUGGUUAAAUCUACUCAUGGUGCCAUAUUUAUAUUGUAUAUAUAAUAUAGUUUACUAUCAUCUCUUAUGGGAUGUCUCAUGGAAGGCUUGACAGCUGCUGAUGUCCAUGUGUUUGUUUCCCCAUAAUAAUAUAGUGUAUAUUUGAGCAGGAACUGGGGCAUUAUUUUGGCUCAAUUUUAUUGUUUCUUAAAAUUAUGAUUGUGGAAUGAGGGUAAAAAUCUCUGAUGUUUUUUGUUGUUCUUAAUAGCAAAUGGUUCUAUUAAAUUCAUGUUAGUCAUUAUGGUGGCAUUUUUUACUUGUCUUUUUUCCCCCAAAAAAACAAGACGAAAGUAUUGUGACAGCCUUGAUGUCUUCUAUGUUGACAUUAUUCUAAACUUUCAUCCUUGGAAAUAUAUUCAAUUGAAACUUGAACUUGAACACACAUUGCAAGAGCCAGCAAGACCCAUAACUCUGACCUACUGUAAAUAGGCAUGUGCACAGCAAGACCCAUAACUCUGACCUUCUGUAAAUAGGCAUGUGCCCAGCAAGACCCAUAACUCUGACCUACCAUAAAUAGGCAUGUUCCCAGCAAGACCCAUAACUCUGACCUUCUGUAAAUAGGCAUGUGGACAGCAAGACCCAUAACUCUGACCUACCAUGAAUAGGCAUGUGCCCAGCAAGACCCAUAACUCUGACCUACCAUAAAUAGGCAUGUGCCCAGCAAGACCCAUAACUCUGACCUACCGUAUAGGCAUGGGUACAGCAAGGCCCAUAACUCUGACCUUCUGUAAAUAGGCAUGUGCCCAGCAAGACCCAUAACUCUGACCUACCGUAAAUAGGCAUGUGCACAGCAAGACCCAUAACUCUGACCUACCAUAAAUAGGCAUGUGCCCAGCAAGACCCAUAACUCUGACCUACCCUAAAUAGGCAUGUGUACAGCAAGACCCAUAACUCUGACCUACCGUAAAUAGGCAUGUGCACAGCAAGACCCAUAACUCUGACCUACCGUAAAUAGGCAUGUGUACAGCAAGACCCAUAACUCUGACCUCCUGUAAAUAGGCAUAUGCACAGCAAGACCCAUAACUCUGACCUACCGUAAAUAGGCAUGUGCACAGCAAGGCCCAUAACUCUGACCUUCUGUAAAUAGGCAUGUGCACAGCAAGGCCCAUAACUCUGACCUUCUGUAGAUAGGCAUGUGUACAGCAAGACCCAUAACUCUGACCUACCAUAAAUAGGCAUGUGUACAGCAAGGCCCAUAACUCUGACCUUCUGUAAAUAGGCAUGUGUACAGCAAGACCCAUAACUCUGACCUUCUGUAAAUAGGCAUGUGGACAGCAAGAACCAUAACUCUGACCUACCGUAUAGGCAUGGGUACAGCAAGACCCACAACUCUGACCUACGGUAUAAGCAUGGGUACAGCAAGGCCCACAACUCUGAACUACCAUAAAUAGGCAUGUGUACAGCAAGACCCAUAACUCUGACCUACCAUGAAUAGGCAUGUGUACAGCAAGACCCAUAACUCUGACCUACCAUAAAUAGGCAUGUGUACAGCAAGGCCCAUAACUCUGACCUACCGUAAAUAGGCAUGUGCCCAGCAAGACCCAUAACUCUGACCUUCUGUAA